AUGGGCGGUGUUCCUCCUGAAAGCACGACCGGUCCCCAACCCGCUCCAAUCAGUACGUCGAGGGGAGAUACGAGCGCGGCCUUCGAUGGAGCUGCGGCCCCCUCUACAGACUCUGGCUAUGGCAGCGCGUCACUGACGCCGCAGCCCCUCGAAAAGACCCCCAAGCCAUGUGAUGUUGACGGCGGCGGCAGCGCAGGCCGAGUGCUGUUUAUCCCCGCCGGCAGUGGCAACUUGAAAGAGUUCAACAAGCCGGUCGACGCAGCAACCAUAGCUCGGUUCAGAGAUGUCCUCGAACGGGUUGAAACGCCGUUGCUCCGCCACCUGGAAAAGCGCUCAGUAAAGCGUGAACCGAUGGCGCUGAGGCUGAUGGUACUGGGGCGCACGGAAGAAACCGCCAAAGCCUGGAUUGUGGUAUUGUGCCACGAGACUGGUGCCAAACGGGCCCGAAAGUACUUCGAACAACAACAUGCGAAGGACGUCAUCCGACCAAAGGACUCAUCCAUCCCUUCCUUUGACGUUUUGGUGGUGGGCCAGUCUCCGAAGACCAGAGGCGCUGCUAUCGAGGUCUAUAGAGGGGAUCCGGGGGCUUUCCCUGCUCUGAGCACAACACUCUGUGGCGCACCGAUCAAGCUUGUCAAUGACACUGAGUACCAGCUCGGAACCUGUGGGGGUCUCAUCAAGCUGACCUCCCACAAUGGUGAUUAUGCUUUGUACGGUAUGACUGCCCGCCACCUAACAGAUCGAUUGGAAGGUAUAGAUCUUCCGGACUCAGCGGCAAUUGCGGACGACAGCGAUCGCGACAGCGACCAUUGGGCCCUCGAGGACGAAGAUGAAGACGAGGACCUCGGCGACCCUGGCAACCCGUUCGACGCAAGCGGGCCUCCUGUACUCGGGCCGGCCUGCGGCCUUGACGAACGGCCACUCUCUGGGGACCCGUCGCCGGGGCCUGAGUCGUGGAACAGGAUCGGACAGAUCAUUGCUCCAAACGUUACGGAAUCUCCUCGGAACCCACAGGACUGUGACUGCGCACUGAUUCGCAUUGAAGACCAGCAUGAGUUGUACCCAAACCUCCUCGGAGGUUUGAUAGGCGAUCGCCACUACCGCGCAGGGGACUUCAAAGUGGGCGCGGUUGAUCUUAUGGAUUCAGCAACACUCUCAGUCGUCAUGAAUAGUGGCGUGCAAGGAAUCCAGUCCGGAGUGAUGUCCUCUCUGCCCUGUCGAGUCUGGCUAUGUUAUGGCAGAGACUUUGUGGACGUGUACACCUUGAACUUGGAAAAUGGCGCCGAAAUUCGUGACGGCGACUCGGGGUCCUGGAUCCUCAAUCCAUCUCGGCUUGAAGUCUACGGACAUGUCGUCGCCUCUGAUAUCUUUGGAGCAGGUUAUGUUAUCCCCAUGACUCGUAGCCUGGAAGAUAUCCGACAGAUAUUCGACAUGGCCUCAGUCGAGCUCCCAACUCUAGUGGAUGUAGCUUGCAAGGCAUUGUCGACGGACUCUCUGGACGACGAAUAUGCGGAUUCAGCGGUUCUUGCCUCAUCUUCUCGAACACCAAACCGCCCUGUCAAGGACGAUUUUGAAGCCGAAGAAGCCCCUGACGUUAAGCCCCCAUUUUCCUCCCCAACGGCGGCGGACCACCCAACCAUAGCGGCCACCGUCUACUCACCACAAGACUCAGGCUAUGUAUCUUAUCAGCCUUCUGCGAGGGCGUCUCUGAGAACAAUGCCUUGUAGCAGGCGCGGAACGCCUAAAGCGCCAAGAAUGGGGACGAAAAGAGAGUCGAAGCCCAGCACGACGACUGAUGAUCCAGAAGACCUUCUAGGCUUGAGGGCGUAUUUCGAGUUUGACGACGAUGAUACUUAUGACUCAAUUUUCGAGGACAUGAUAAACCCAGAGGAUCCCGGGCAGACGCCUACUUAG
Molecule: messenger RNA, 1914 nt
Organism: Cladophialophora carrionii CBS 160.54
Lineage: Eukaryota; Fungi; Ascomycota; Eurotiomycetes; Chaetothyriales; Herpotrichiellaceae
Exons: 3
Coding region: 1-1914 (637 amino acids)
Source: RefSeq, a predicted model, not a curated record